AUAGUUUAAGAUCCGUGGUACUGGCAAUCUUCUCAAAUAAUCAUUCUGAAUAGAGCCAACAAUUUGUUGAGAGAAUAUAACAUUCAUUUGUAUUGUAUAAAAUAAGUGGUUGAUAUUCAAGAUAUUUUCAAAAUGGCAGAACAUUCAGGAAUAACACCACCGAUAUCUAAUAAUGGGAUUGAAGAUGAAAACCAACUGAAAAUGGAACCAUUGGGAAAGUCUCCUAGUUCUUCUGAUCUGAAAUAUUUAACAUGGUUGGUACUACUAGCACAAGCAUUCGGACUAUCUGCAGUAGUUUUGGUAGCGGUGUGGAUGGGCCAUUUUCAGAAAGGAUUUUCUUGGCAGAGUGAUCCCAAUUUAGAAUUUAAUUAUCAUCCUUUGUUCAUGAUUAUUGGAAUGAUUUUCCUGUAUUCUGAUGCUAUUUUAGCCUAUAGAGUGUUCCGUAAUGAUAAGAAAAUCUAUGUCAAACUUCUGCAUGCUGGCAUGCAUGUCUGUGCUUUACUCUUUGCUGCUGUUGGACUUAAAGCUGUCUUUGAUAGUCACAAUCUACCAGACCCACCUAAAGCUAACCUAUCAACUCUACACAGCUGGGUUGGUUUGAUUGCUGUGGUCCUGUAUGGUCUACAGUGGCUUGGUGGAUUCUUCUGUUUUUUAUUUCCAAAAGCCGGAAUGGCUACACGGAUUAUGAUGAUGCCACAUCAUCAGUUCUGGGGAAUGGCUAUUUUUGGAUUUGCUGUAGCUGCUGCCCUAAUGGGAAUCACAGAAAAAGCCAUCCUCUCAAUCAAACCGGUCAGCUAUUUUGGUAAACCACCAGAGGGUUUGGUUGCUAACUUCCUUGGUUUGAUGAUUUUAGGCCUAGCAACAACAGUUAUUUACAUAUUGACUAGACCUGAAUACAAGCGACCUCCUUCACCAGAUGAAGAACAUCUUCAGUUACAAGAGAACUGAUUGGCUACAUUGGUUUGGACCUCUCCCAAUCAGAAUUAUUCAUAUAAUGGUGCAUUCAAUGGGGGCUAUAUAUAAAUGUUUUACUUGCUGUUUGUAAAAUCUGUCAGUGUGUUUGAUGGUAGAAUAUAUAACCUUCUUGAAAUUAAGAAAUUUUAUCUUGUAUUAUUGGAAUUAGUUCUACCCAUUUUCUGUAAAUAUCAUGUUUGUGGCAGACAAACUCGCUUUCUAGACAUUAUUAUUAUAUGGGGAAUAUUUUAAUCUCUCAGUAGAUUUUUUGCAGAUAGCUAUAUAAUUGAUGAUUUUCAGAAUGAAAAUUUUGCUGCCAAAGUCCCCAUUUUAUGUUUUUUUUCUUCAUAAUUUACUAUUCCAUUUAGUCUGUAUCACAUAUUCAUGUAAUCUACAUUCAAAGCAUUCAAGUUAUAAGGUCAUUAUGUAUAUUUUUAUUUCUGAUCAACUUCACACCCCAUCUUUUUGUUUUAUUCUCUCUGUUUUUAUUUAAAGAUCCAUUUCCACUAUGUGUCAAUAAAUGAGACAAGAAUAUAUUAUAGGUCAGAAUUGAUUUCUGAUCUUAUUUUAAUUUCAAAUCUUUUAAAUAUAAUAUUUAUUGGCAGCAAUGAAAUUCGAUACCGAUUCUAUAUUAAAGAUGCAUUAUGUGAGAUUUAGAUAAAGAGCUGGUCAUUCUUGCUUUAAUAGUUCAAAAAUAGAUAAUGAAAAAUGAAUAUAUUGAAAUUUUCAUUCAAAUUGCAUUAUUCUGACCAAAGUGAUGACAGUUUGAAGAUACACAUUAAAACUACAAAACUAAAGUAAUAAAGAAUUUGAUGUUUUUGAAUAUGGUCAAGAUAUGCGCAAGUUCAUUUGUAUUCAUAUGUUUUGCUUCGAAUUUAAAAUGUCUUAACCCGUUGUAAUGAUAUAACUUUGUAAUUCCUUGUCACUUAUAUUCCUUCUUAUAUACCUUUAUACCCUUUUUUCUUUUGAUUAUAUAUCCUAUAUCUGUUUAUUCAUGUCAGGGUAAAUUAUUUAGGCUUGUUUCUUUUAAUUUUUUAAGUCAAGAAAUUGUGCCAGAAAAAAAAAAUAUUUCAAAUUCUGGUUUCCAUUAAAUGCCAUUAGGACUUUGUCUUGUAAUGGAUGGUUUAUUGAUAGUAAUAUAACAUAAAGUUGUGAUGGAAAUCUUUUAAAAAUAUAUAUGAAAGGGAUUAGAAAUCAAAAUAUAUCAGUAUUCAGCCAGAUUCAGUGGCUUGUUUAUUUAUUCCUUGUCUUAGAAAGCUCAAAAUCAAAAAUAUGGCCUACAUUAUAACUUAUUUCUUAAGAUACAUCAGGCUCCGAGAUUAUAUCCAACCCUUUCGUUUUAACUUCUCAAUUUACCAUACCAAUGUGGAUUAUCCAUUUUGCUCAGUGGAAGGGAUUUGCUGUAGAAAAUUGGUUAAAAUGAUACGGUUGUUUUGUCUGUGUAGAAUCCAAAUGAUUUUAUGCAAGCAUUAUAAAAGGUUGUAUCCAAAUUGAUUUUUAAUAACUUGGUUUUAAUCUGAUGUACCCAAUUUGAUGUAAUUACCAUACAGGAAAAUUGGUCAAAAAUGGGUGCUGGGGUUGCUUUUAAAAAGGAAUUAAACAAAAGUGCCUUGAUGGUUUACUUUUAUGGCAUAUUGUAAGACAUAUUUUAUGUUUAGCUUACAUAGAGUAAGCAAAUGUUGUUAGGGGCUAAUUACAGUUAUAAGAAACCCAGUUGUUGGGUGCUAUUACAGUUGAAUAUGGUAAAUUUAGCCUAUGUGUUCCCUUGUAUUGAACAAUAAUAAUAGUUUGCAUGUAUUUGUAUUUUGAGAUUUAGUUAAGUUACAAUGGCAUACAUGAAUGUUCUACGAGUAGACUGUUUAGAAUAUCAAUUGACUGUGUCUAACAAUAUAAAUGAUUCACAGAGUCCUACAUUUUUAUAUGGAAAAUGAUGAAAUGGUUCAAAACUAGCAAUUCCUAUUAGCAUCAGGAUCUCCAAUAAUCUAUUAGUGAUUUUAGGAGCAUUAUGUUUUAACAUAAAUGUCUGAAGCUAGAUUUGAAGGAGCUAUAUGAUAUUCCAGAGAAUAAGCUGUUGGGAUGACAAUGUGAAAACACAUGACAGUGCUGGACCUUGUUGUAGUCUUGCUCAUCUUGAAUAGAUUCAUGUGAUGUCAGCUGUCAAAGGACAAUUUGCUUGCAACAUCAUCUUUUGGUCAGUUCCUAGAAAUCAUUUAAAAUGAUCACUGAUUUAUCAGUCAAUGGAAAUAACAUAAUUAUUUAUGAUUUUUUUAUUAAUAUUAAAACUACUGAUAGCAUUGACCAUGUAGUGAUUGAAAACAAGAACCAGUGGCAAUGUGGUUGGGCUGAGUAGAUGUUUGAUAGCAGUGGAAUUAUUGUCAUAUUUACAGGUUGUAAACUAGAACCAGUGACAAUAUGGUUGUUAAUAAGGAUAUUUAGUUUUUAAUAUUCAUAUCAAUUAUUGUAUGUAUGAAUUGUAUAUUUAUAGAUGUUGUAUAUAAGUAUACUUUAUAAGUAUAGAUAUGCUCUUUCCUUGAUCUCUUAGAAUAGUGUUAUUUAAAUUACAUUCCAAAAUAAGACAUUUAUGUAUUUUGUUUUAAAUUAUGUACCUGGAUAUUAAAUUUAAAAGAUCUACUUGAACUUAUUCCUACCAUUAAGCUAGAUUAUUUGAAAACAUGAGAUUGUUCAACCUCCAUGACAGACUAAAACAACUUUACAUCAUAGAUCUUUUGGAGUUACAAAGUCACCAUGUAUUGGAGUUAUAAGCUCACCAUGUAUGUGCAGGCAGCAAGUUUGAAAACAUUGAAGCUUUUUAGGUCUGCCCACUUAUUUUGUUGAUUUCUCUGUUAUUAUGUCUUCUUCCCUCAUUGCUUUAUUUGAACUUAAUGAAAUCGAUUGCCAAUCAAAAUCUUUUUAAAAUUUUAAAAUUUAAUGUCUUAUUACUUCAAUUACUCAAAAGAAAUAGUAUUAGUUUAGGAACCCUCUUAGCUUAUUAACUAAUUAAAUAUAUAUUUAAGUUUUGGGGUUUUUUUUCAAUUUACACAGGCUCUUAUCUUUUUUAAAUAAUGUACAUUUUAAUAGUGUUUCUCUAUCUUGACUCAAUUUUUAUUUGUGUGUAUUAACUAUUAAAAUAUAUUAGUGUUGUUGCAUAAUUCAUAAAUUUUUAGUUUUUCACUCAUUGUCAUGAACAAAAUAAGACCUUAAAAACCAUUCCAUUAUCAAUAAACAGUGAACAAGGGUAAGAUUAUCACACUGUAUUUUAUUGUCCCCCGCCUUUCGAAGAAAGCAAGGGACUAUUAAAAUGGGUUCUUCCGUCUGUCUGUCUGUCUUUCCGUCCGUCCGUCUGUCUGUCCGUCCGUCCGUCCGUCCGUCCGUCCGUCUGUCCGUCACACUUUUUGGGACACAAUAACUCUCCUUCUAAUUGACCUAGAAUGUUCAAACUUGGUGUAGGUGUUUAUUAGGUCAAUGUCUUGAUGGAGUUCGAAGAUGAGCAUUUUCUGCUUAGGGUAAGCAGAGAUAAGCGAUUUGAUUGGUUGAUGCUUUGGGACACGAUAACUUUAGUUCUAAUUAAGUGAGAGUGAUGAAACUUGGUGUAUAGUUUCAUUACAUCAAUACCUUGACUAAGUUCGAUAAUGAGCAUUUUCUGCUCAGGGUAAGCAGAGCGAUAAGCAAUUUGAUUGGCCGAGACUUUGGAACACAAUAACUCUCCUUCUAAUUGAGGUAAAAUGUUCAAACUUGGCGUAGGUGUUUAUUAGGUCAAUGCCUUGAUGGAGUAUGAAGAUGAGCAUUUUCUGCUUAGGGUAAGUAGAGAUAAGCAGUUUGAUUGGUUGAUGCUUUGGGACACGAUAACUUUAGUUCCAAUUAAGUGAAAGUGAUGAAACUUGGUGUAUAGUUUCAUUACAUCAAUACCUUGACUAAGUUCGAUAUUGAGCAUUUUCUGUUGAGGGUAAGCAGAACGAUAAGCAAUUUGAUUGGCCGAGACUUUGGAACACAAUAACUCUCCUUCUAAUUGAGCUAGAAUGUUCAAACUUGGUGUAGGUGUUUACGAGGUCAAUGCCUUGAUAGAGUGCAAAGAUGAGCAUUUUCUGCUUAUGGUAAGUAGAGAUAAGCAAUUUGAUUGGUUGAUGCUUUGGGACAUGAUAACUUUAGUUCUAAUUAAGUGAGAGUGAUGAAACUUGGUGUAUGGUUUCAUUACAUCAAUACCUUGCCUAAGUUCGAUGAUGAGAAUUGUCUGCUUAGGCUAAGGAGCAAUAAGCAUUUUGAUUGGUCAAGACUUAGGAACAUAACAACUCUGCUUCUAACUUGAUGUUGAUGUUCGUCUUGACCGAAUUCAAUGAUUAACAUAUCGAGCUAAAGCUAAGCAGAGAUAAGCAAUUUCCUUGGUCGAUGCUUUGGGACAAGAUAACUUUGAUUCUAUCUGAUAGAGAGUGAUGAAACUUAGUGUAUAGUUGAUAAUCAGUUUGAUUGCUCAAUACUUUUGAAAAAAAUAGAUGUGCGAUUAAUUAAUAUGUGUCAUCUAUUUAUUUGGGGAUUUCGGCGGGGGACAUCAGCCUCACUGUUGGCUUGUUAAUAAUUAGAAAUCAGUACAAAGAAAUCAUUAUGUACAGACAUUGGUUUUUUGAAACAGUUAGGGAACUAAGCCUACCCAAAUAUUUUUAAAUGUCUUUUAUAAUUGACAAUUAUGUUGUGCAAUAUCUAUGUUCUGAACCGCCCCGUACACACACACCCACCCGGCUAAGAGUCAGUUAAACUUUAAAUUUUGAUUCAAUGAAUUACCGGUAUACUGCUCCACUGAAAUGGAUGUAGAAUAUAUCUUACUUAUAGUAUAGACAGAAAAUAAUUACUAAAAGUAAUAAAACUUAUGAUGCACAUUAAAGUUAAUGUCUUGGUCCCUUUUCUUUGAAAAAUUGCUGGUUAUUUGAUAUAAUAUAUAAUUAGGCAGUUUGAAAAUAUAUGAUAUACAAAUAUAUCUUGUUAAUAUUGUUGAAGCUGUGUAUGUAUGUGUAUAUUGUAUAAGUAUUUAUUAUGUAACAGAUAUCUAAUUCUUUACAGAUUUAUUCUGAAUUAAAAUAUAUAUUUGAUGUUGCAA
Messenger RNA from Patella vulgata (common limpet), 6040 nucleotides. Its product is annotated as transmembrane ascorbate-dependent reductase CYB561. The record is from RefSeq and is a predicted model, not a curated record. Lineage: Eukaryota; Metazoa; Mollusca; Gastropoda; Patellidae. Gene Ontology annotation, molecular function: oxidoreductase activity. The transcript has 6 exons. Bases 133 to 948 code for a protein of 271 amino acids.